Mustela lutreola (European mink) is the source of this 4724-nucleotide messenger RNA. RefSeq names its product small ribosomal subunit protein eS4. The transcript has a single exon. The coding region runs from base 25 to 816 and encodes 263 amino acids. Gene Ontology annotation, molecular function: structural constituent of ribosome; RNA binding. Gene Ontology annotation, cellular component: ribosome; cytosolic small ribosomal subunit. The record is from RefSeq and is a predicted model, not a curated record. Gene Ontology annotation, biological process: translation. NCBI's taxonomy places the organism in Eukaryota, Metazoa, Chordata, Mammalia, Carnivora, Mustelidae.
GUCUUUUUCGUUCCUAGCGCAGCCAUGGCUCGUGGUCCCAAGAAACAUCUGAAGCGUGUAGCAGCUCCAAAGCAUUGGAUGCUGGAUAAACUGACUGGUGUGUUCGCUCCUCGCCCAUCUACUGGUCCCCAUAAGCUGAGAGAGUGUCUCCCUCUCAUCAUUUUCUUAAGGAACAGACUUAAGUAUGCCCUAACAGGAGAUGAAGUAAAGAAGAUCUGUAUGCAGCGUUUUAUUAAGAUUGAUGGCAAGGUCCGAACUGAUAUAACAUACCCUGCUGGUUUUAUGGAUGUCAUCAGCAUUGACAAGACCGGAGAGAAUUUCCGUCUGAUCUAUGAUACCAAGGGUCGCUUUGAUGUUCAUCGGAUUACACUCGAGGAGGCCAAGUACAAGUUGUGCAAAGUGAGAAAGAUCUUUGUGGGGACAAAAGGCAUCCCCCAUCUGGUGACUCACGAUGCUCGCACCAUCCGCUAUCCUGAUCCCCUCAUCAAGGUCAAUGACACCAUUCAGAUUGAUUUGGAAACUGGAAAGAUUACUGAUUUCAUCAAGUUUGACACUGGUAAUCUGUGUAUGGUGACUGGGGGUGCUAACCUGGGAAGAAUUGGUGUGAUCACCAACAGAGAAAGACACCCUGGUUCGUUUGAUGUGGUUCACGUGAAAGACGCCAAUGGCAACAGUUUUGCCACCCGACUCUCCAACAUUUUUGUUAUUGGCAAAGGCAACAAACCAUGGAUUUCUCUUCCCCGUGGAAAGGGUAUCCGCCUCACCAUUGCUGAAGAGAGAGACAAGAGACUGGCGGCCAAACAGAGCAGCGGGUAGAUGGUCCCUAGGUGACGUGAUUGGAAGUCUUUAUACCUAAUUAAAGGUCAUACAGCACGAUAAACAACAACAACAAAAAAAGUUUGUAAACAUUCAGUUGAAUGAUCUGCUAUUAGUUAAGCAGAAUUAGCAGGGAGAAACCCUAUAAGUGGAAGGGAUGUUUGUAAAGCAGAUGAGAUAGAGGACCUCUAGAGGAAUUACGUGAUUUUCCCAGAGUCACACACUGAAUCAAAGGUAUAAGAUGAAGAAAACACAGGUCUCUGGACAACAAGUCUUGUUGUGCUUCUGCCAUGGCACAGUAUUGUGUCACCAAUUCCACAUUUGGACAUGGUUAUGAAAUCAUUAAAGACAAUAGUCAAGUAUAUUCCGGAAAAAUAUAUUCAUGGCUAGCACAUUCAUAUCUAUGGCAGUUUGAUGAAGUCCCAGAACCUAAGUCAGGUUUGGUGGGGUGAGGAGGUUCGGAGCCGACGACUAAAGAAAGAAUUCUUAAGAUGUCGUUGGUGCAAAAUGGUGGUUUAUUAAAGCACGGGGACAGGACCCGUGGGCAGGAAGAGCUGCUGCCCCAGGUUGUGAAGGUGGGCAUGUUAUAUACCCCACGGUUGGGGGGAGGUGGUGAAGGAAUGGGAGAUUUUGACAGAGUUCUCACAUGCUAGGGAGGGCCUACAAGGUGCGGGGGUGGGGGGAGUCUUUGCCCUUAUGGCUUGAUCAAUGUCGUCUUUAGGUCAGGCACUAACAUCAAGAUAAUGGGGGAUUCUUGGUGGGGCAUUAUGAUCCGGCUAUCAUUUACAUUCCUUUCUACUCCAGUCUCCUCCAGUUUAUGGUGGGAGGGGGACAUUAGGGCUUCAGGAACCAAGAGUUAUUUGCCUCUGGAAAUUUGUGCUAUUGAUAAGGUAACCUCCCUGUUUAGGUCUCUAGGACAUCUUGAAGAGCAAGGGAGAUUCCUGUUCUGCAGGAUUGCAAUCCCUGCAAGUUAACUAUUUAUCGUUUUAUGGCAGUCAAGGGUGCCUGAGGAAUGCUACACAUAUGGAGGGGAGCGGGUGAAGAGGGGGUGCAAGGCGCCAGCUUUUGCUUUGUCCUCAGCCAGCCUCCUGCUCCCUCAUCAGUUUGCCAGGUAGACUAUUCAAUUUGCCAGUAGGAGACACAGAGCUUAUCUACAGUGAUGGCCACUUAAUACCAGCUUGCUAGAGACCCCACCUACCCACCUUCCAGGUAGCAGGACCUUUUCCUUCCCCGUGCCUUGCAAAAUUCCUUUCCCUUUAGGGAUUUAUUCUGAAGUCAAAUGAAGAGUUUUUCUCAUGAAUACUCUGAAGUCAGUCAGCAUGCAAUCUGUACCUCUACUUGUCUUCUGGAUUAUGUGGUUCCAAAUAUGAAUCUCUUUUUGCUCAGAAUUCUUCUGUUGGCUACUAAUCACUUUUUGUUGUCUUGAGAUCCGUUUUGCUACAGUCAUGUUUUUUCUCAGGAUUAGCAGGUUCUUCAAAGGGAAGAAUUCUGUGCUCUCUCUUACCACUUUGGUCCAAGAAUGGACAUAAAUUCAUUCUUUUUUUUUAAUGUUUUGAUUUUUUAAAAAUAUUUUAUUUAUAUAUUUGACAGAGAUCACAAGUAGGCAGAGAGGCAGGCAGAAGGUGGGGGGGGGGGGAACAGGCUCCCCACUAAGCAGGGAGCCUGAUGCGGGGCUCAAUCCCAGGACCCUGAGAUCAUGACUGAGCCGAGGCAGAGGCUUUAACCCAAUGAGCCACCCAGGGGCCCCUAAAUUCAUUCUUUUAAUUCGUGGAGCAGGAUACUAGAUGCAAUGGCUAUAUCAUAUAUAGAUAAUAAGAUAAUAAAAUUUACCUGUUGAGUUUGUUGUCAGGAUAAAUGAUUAUUUAAUCAAGAGCUUAGCAUAAUAUUAAAAACCAUUGCUUAGUAUAAUAUGAUUAUACUAUAAUUUCCAUAAUGAACUGUAUAUACCAUAUUAGAAUUACCUAUAAUACCCUAAGUAUAAUAUAAAUAUUAGCUGUUUUUUUAUUGUCCUCAGAUUGAAGGAGAUGUCAUCUUAAUAAGUUAUUUUAUUUUUUAUAGCUGUAUCUCUAGCUUCCUAUGAAAAACAGUACGUUUUUAAAAAUUCUACCUCUUCCACAUGCACUCAGGCAUACUUUACACCACUUUAUGAAGUCAGGCUCUAAGAAAGUGUGGCCUACAGGGAGCAAAGAAUUCUCCAUCUCUCAGGCAUUGUCUGUCCCAUGAUCUGCCUCUUUUCAGGAUGAUUGAAUAUAAGAUUAUUCACUGAUUUAUGGGGAGACCUCACCCCUGCCAACUAGAAGUAUUGGCCUUGGAAACACAAAUAGAACAUUCUCUUCAUAAUAUAAUAAUCCAGUAUCAUUAUGGUUCCUAAAGUCUUAUAUAUUAAGUCUUAAGUAAUAUGUGAAAGUACUAUAGUCCAGUCCAGGUUUGAGUUGAUCCAGAAUUGCCUAGUUCUUUUGUACAUAUUUAUGUAUAUUAUAAAGUGAAAUUUAGGUGCACUAAGGCUGGCUGGCUGCAGUAACUAAGUGGUAAACUAUGGCUCAAUGACGAACAUAAUUCCAUAAGAAUAACACUUUGCAAGCACAUCAUAGCCAAAUUUCAUAUGUAAAAACCAAAUAUUUCUCCAAAAAAAGUCCCAAGUGAACUAACUCUGCCUAUAAUGCAAACCUUUGUGUUGUUAUGCAGAGUGGUUUAGCUCUUUUUAAAAAUUGCUGCUCUCAAAUGCCUUUAUUUCUGCAAUGGUCUUUUACUUUACAUUUGAAUAACUAAAUAGUUCAAUAAAACAUUUAAGUGAUUUUUCCAAGAACAAAGACAUGCAAAGAUGUGCUUAAAGAGAAAAGGGAAAGUCAAGAGGAAAUUACUUAAUUUCUUGGCUGAAUCACCAGUGCCCCAUUUCUUCUGACUUUUGGGUAUGUGAUGAGCUUCCUUAGCUGGUCGUGUCUCUGAGUACAAUGCACAUUAAAUGAUUUGCUUCCCUUUUUGCUUACCCUACAUUUACAUUUCACAAACAGAAGAAUUAAUAAUAGUUAUAUAAUUCAUACGGAGUUCUUCCACUGAGCAGAAUUUGUUCCAGAUCUCUUUUGCCUGGUCAGAAACUGAGCUAGUAAUUUGAACAAGGAACAUUGGAAGUUAUUAAAUAGAUAAAUGGUGGUUAGUGCUAGAAGGAAACAGGUGUAGCUACUUCUACAGAAGUAGCUACACCAUCACCCUGGGACUGAGUAAAAGUAAACAAAAGAGGAUUUUAGACAUUUAGAGGACAGCCCUACAAGCUACAUAUUCAGACCUCUGAAAAGACUGUGGAUGCCAUAUAAAUAUGCUCUGCCAUUAUGGGCACGGAAAAGCUGGAUGGAAGUUAUCUGCCUGUGAGCCCACCUCUGUAAACCUGGGGGCACUUACCACUGGAGCAGGAGGGCUGGGGCCACUGUGGUAAAUACUGACAGGAUUCCUUGCUGCUGAUCCAUUUGCCAUCAUAUGGAGAACAAAGUAGCAAAAAAAGAAUUAAGUUGCUUUUUCAAAUCUUGUCUGUCCCUUCAGUACCCCCACUGGAAGAUCGCAACAUAGCACCUGCUAACAAAGGAGAAAGUGUUCUAGCGUUGUAAAGUAGGGCUAAGAAGGGUAGGAGACAGGAAGCAAAUUUGUUAUUAUUGUUGUGAUCUGGGUUAGAAAAAAAAAUACUCUUUUUCUGUUAAGGAAUUGGGAUUUACAAUAACCUUAGUCUUAGAACCCCAGGGUAAGAAAUUAACAUAAGAAGUGGUUUUUAGGUAUUGAUACUUGAGAUUUGUUGUAAAGCAAAAACAUUCACUGGAGGAGAGGAGGGGGCACACAUACUUUCCAUCUAGCUUGCACAGGAUUUCCAUAGAUAAAAAACAGCACUGAAAAUGAGCCUGCAAUCACAUAUUACAAACAAA